Molecule: messenger RNA, 951 nt
Organism: Lactuca sativa (garden lettuce)
Lineage: Eukaryota; Viridiplantae; Streptophyta; Magnoliopsida; Asterales; Asteraceae
Source: RefSeq, a predicted model, not a curated record
AUGUAUGAGAGGACGGGUCGAGAUUGUACAUAUCUUUUUUGUGAGUAUGUUAUAGAGCUUUACCAUGACAUAUACCUGCGACAUCCGACUAAAAGUGAUGUCGAACAGUUGUAUGCCGCGCAUGAAGCUAAACAUGGUUUUCCAGGGAUGCUUGGUAGUAUUGAUUGUACAUAUUGGGAGUGGGCAAAUUGUCCCAAUGCGUGGCGUGGUCAGUUCACACGAGGAGAUCAUGGGGUCCCGACUGUUAUACUGGAGGCGGCUGUUUCAAACGACCUAUGGUUUUGGCAUGCAUUCUUUGGUAUGGCGGGGUCAAACAAUGACCUGAAUGUGCUUCACGCGUCUCCGAUAUUUAACGAUAUUUUGCAGGGUAAAGCACCAGAUAUGUCAUACGUUGUGAAUGGAAAUGAAUACAAGUAUGGAUAUUACCUACGUGAUGGGAUAUACCCAGAGUAUGCUACAUUUGUUAAGUCUUUUUCGUUUCCAGCCGAUGAGAAACGAAAAUUGUUCAAGUUAGCACAGGAAUCUGCACGGAAGGACGUUGAAAGAGCAUUUGGAGUCCUAAAACAAAGAUGGCACAUAAUCAAGCAUCCAACAAGAACAUGGGAUAGGGCAAAACUAACGACGGUGUUGACUGCCUGUGUGAUUUUACAUAACAUGAUAAUAGAAGAAGAGGGCAGAGCUAUUUGUUCAUAUACCGACAACGAUGCACUUAACCCACCUGCAGUAAUACAAGUUGGCAGCCCGACAUACUUCUCUAGGGUUUUGGAAAUACAAAAUCGUGAAACACAUCACAAUCUACGACACGAUUUGACCGAGCACAUAUGGGGGAGACAACACCAAGGGGGAAAUGACGAUGAAGACGAAGAGGAUGAGGGCGAUGAUUACGACGAGAAUGCAGACGGUGACGACGAGGCGGAUGAGGAUGAGGAUGAUGAUGAUGACAACGAGUAG